GCAGUAAGCAAGUUGUAGUAAAAGUAUGAGUGUAAGACCUCCCCUACUAAUAAACUAGCACAAGAAGCAGACAGUUCUAACUAGAUACCACCUCUCUGCUCUACAACAUUUAAUAUUUGGCAAUAUAUAACAUCAUCCUCAUCAUUUUCAACACCACCACCGCAACCACCGUCCUCAUCACAAACUACAGACACUCCGGCGAAGAAAAAACUGCACUAAAAUGAAGGAGAAGAGUGAGAGUGGAGGAGGCUAUGUGAGAGCAGAUCAAAUAGAUCUGAAAAGCUUAGAUGAGCAGCUGCAGAGGCAUCUGAGUAGAGCAUGGACUAUGGAGAAGAACAGCAACAGAAAAGAUAGUGAAGAAUCGGCCAUUAGUCAAAGACCUUUGAGCAGCAAUAACAGUAGUGUUACUAGGCAAGAAUGGGAGAUUGAUCCUUCUAAACUUGUUAUCAAAGGUGUUAUUGCUCGUGGUACUUUUGGUACUGUUCAUCGUGGUAUCUAUGAUGGCCAAGAUGUUGCUGUUAAACUUCUUGAUUGGGGGGAGGAGGGUCACAGAUCAGAUGCUGAAAUAGCUUCACUUAGAGCAGCUUUUACACAAGAAGUUGCUGUGUGGCAUAAACUUAGUCAUCCAAAUGUAACUAAGUUUAUUGGGGCAACUAUAGGGUCAUCGGACUUGAACAUACAGACAGAGAAUGGUCAUAUUGGGAUGCCAAGUAAUAUUUGUUGUGUUGUUGUCGAAUAUUGUCCCGGAGGAGCUUUAAAAUCUUACCUCAUAAAGAACAGGAGGCGGAAGCUGGCGUUUAAAGUGGUUCAUCAACUAGCACUUGAUCUUGCUCGAGGGUUGAGCUAUCUCCAUUCUAAGAAGAUUGUCCAUAGAGAUGUAAAAACAGAAAAUAUGCUUUUGGACAAAACACGGACAGUGAAAAUAGCCGACUUUGGUGUUGCUCGCAUGGAAGCAUCAAAUCCUAAUGACAUGACAGGAGAAACCGGAACGCUUGGAUAUAUGGCACCUGAGGUUCUCAACGGAAAUCCGUACAAUAGAAAGUGCGAUGUCUACAGUUUUGGUAUCUGCUUAUGGGAGAUAUACUGCUGCGACAUGCCUUAUCCAGAUCUCAGUUUUUCAGAAGUCACGUCGGCUGUUGUCCGACAGAAUCUCAGACCAGAAAUACCGCGAUGUUGUCCAAGCUCCAUAGCAAAUGUAAUGAAGAGAUGCUGGGAUGCCAAUCCCGACAGGCGGCCAGAGAUGGAAGAGGUUGUGAUAUUGUUAGAGGCCAUCGACACCUCAAAGGGUGGAGGUAUGAUACCUGGUGAUCAACCUCAAGGUUGUCUUUGUUUCCGUAGGAACCGAGGGCCAUAAAUGUUGCAAGGAUUAUCGGAUGCUGAGUUCUGAGAUCAAUAUCGAGUAUCUUAAUUUCGUUGAAGACAUCGGAUUAAAAAGCUACCGCGGAGGCUAUAGGUUUAGGAGGGAGCCCUGCGGUAUGCACUUCUGUAAAGCUCUUGUUUCAAUUUUAACGUUGUUGUUGUUCUGUUUUGUAAGAACUCUCUGCAUCUAAUUUGAGUGGCCAUUCAUAGUUUGGAUGGGCUGAAGACAUUAGGAGAGUGCAUUCAGUAUAAUGACCCCUUCAUAUCAGAUUUUAUAAAUACUUUAUUUUGAUGA
Mercurialis annua (annual mercury) is the source of this 1654-nucleotide messenger RNA. RefSeq names its product serine/threonine-protein kinase STY13. Gene Ontology annotation, molecular function: ATP binding; protein kinase activity. The transcript is spliced from 6 exons. Gene Ontology annotation, cellular component: plasma membrane. Gene Ontology annotation, biological process: protein phosphorylation. The record is from RefSeq and is a predicted model, not a curated record. The coding region runs from base 221 to 1354 and encodes 377 amino acids. NCBI's taxonomy places the organism in Eukaryota, Viridiplantae, Streptophyta, Magnoliopsida, Malpighiales, Euphorbiaceae.